AUGGAACAGAAUUUACUUGAAGAGUGUUUUGAAAUAUCUCAGCAUGAUAAAGAUGGAAUUAAUGUUGAAAAACGAAAAGCAGAAGCAAGCUUCCAAAAUGUAAUAGUAAAUAAAGGUAGAUGUCUCAGAUCUGCUAUAUGGGAUGAAUUUAAUAUUAGAGAGUCUGAUAGAAAGAGAAAUUAUGGAGCAAAGUUAAAAGAUACUGAUAAUAGUGACAAUGAAAGUAUGUCACCAUCUUCUUCAAAAAAACCUAAAGUUUCACAAUCAAAUUUUAAAUCUAUUGAACCAGUAUCGAGUAAAAAGAGUAAUGCAAUUAAUAAAGCAUUACUUAAAGCAUUUAUUUGUUAUGGAAUUUCAUUUUCCGUAGUUGACAACCUAUUUUUUAGAGAUCUUUUUAAGUUAAUUAAACCAGGAUAUAUUCUUCCUGGAAGGACUACACUAGCAGGAUGA
Molecule: messenger RNA, 450 nt
Organism: Cetraspora pellucida
Lineage: Eukaryota; Fungi; Glomeromycota; Glomeromycetes; Diversisporales; Gigasporaceae
Source: the annotation of a GenBank genome assembly